GGUGAGUUGCAUAAGUUUACAAGAGGCUGCAGUGUGGAUGGAGGCUGUCGCCCCGGUCUGUGGUGGACACGGAGCCUUAACGCUGUGUCCUUCCCGCUCUGAUGCAGCGGAUCAGCAGCCUCGCCGCAUGCCGGGAGUUCGGCGGCCUCGUGGCCUGUACAGCGGGGGUCUGUGCCCGCAAGAACAGCUGCAAGCAGCCGGCUGCGCACCGGCAGUGGGACGGUCCGGUCGUGCGUCCCGUGCGUGCUUACACCGCGGCGCCGGGCCGGAGGCUGUGCGGACGGAGUCUCGUGUUCGCCGGUGUGAAACACAGACUGUUCUGCUCGCAGCAUGGAGCUGACGGGCCCGAGGAGAGCUCCGGCCGCCGGCCCGCUAUCUCCGUGGUCGGCAUUCCAGACCCGAUCACAUGGAUCAGGUGUAAGGUCAUCAUGUUUGCACUCGAUCUGUACUUUGACGUCAACUCUGAGGAGUUUGAAAGAGGUGUGAAGCAGGCCUUGGUUCAUGUCUCCAACAAGAUGUCCAACGGCAGAUAUCAUGAGCUAAAGGGGAUAGUGUCCACUGAGAUGUUGGAAUAUGUUGAGAAGAGGUGCGGGUCUCUCACUGAUGCUCAGAGGAAGCAGCUCGGUGUCCAAAUGGAUGAUAUUGUAUUUGUGCUUCCAGAGGACAUCUCUGUCGUCUUUGAUCAGUAUGGUAGGAAGUUUUGCUACAUCGUCAUGAGAUUUUGGAUCCUGUCAUCACAUGAAGGACCCGAUGACCCUGAGGGUACAAAAAUCUUCAAAGUGGGAUCCAGUGAAGACGGCGGCCCACAGAAGAAAAUUGUAACUGCUGUUUAUGAAUUCCACCGAGAGCUGACGAGGGGAGCCUCUUCUGACUGGACUGUUACUACUGUUUGGCACUGGCACUGGAAACUAGCUGAAUAAUCUGACUCAGUUUUGCUCAGAUUUGUCAUUUUUUGCUUUCCUAUGGAAGGCAACCUUCAAACUGAGAAACUGUACUGAUCAUUUUCCAUUUGGAUCACAUUAAAUGGGACCCAGAGUGCUGCAGCUGUGCAGACACUGAGUACUACUUGAUGGUUUUUCUUUGGCUAUGUCCACACGUACCCAGGUAUUUUUGAAAACGCAGAUUUUUCUAUGCGUUUGCACCUUUCGUCCACACGCAAACGGCGUUUUUGGUCACUGAAAACUGAGAUUUUUAAAAACUCCG
This is a messenger RNA of Neolamprologus brichardi, 1203 nucleotides long. RefSeq names its product m-AAA protease-interacting protein 1, mitochondrial. Gene Ontology annotation, cellular component: mitochondrial inner membrane. Gene Ontology annotation, molecular function: ribosome binding. NCBI's taxonomy places the organism in Eukaryota, Metazoa, Chordata, Actinopteri, Cichliformes, Cichlidae. The record is from RefSeq and is a predicted model, not a curated record. Gene Ontology annotation, biological process: protein insertion into mitochondrial inner membrane from matrix.